GCACGAACGCGUAAUUUUAUCAUUUGUCUAUUUCCAUUGCCAUUAAUGUUUCCCAAUCUCCACUACUCUCUCUCUCUCUCUGUCUGUCUCUCUAGUCUCUCUCUCUCUGCAAGUUUGCAACGCGAUGUGCCUGAGGAGUUCCUUCUCUCGUAGAUUCUCCAGGUCUUUCAAGGAACUGAACGAGAAAAGCGGGCGCGUUCGCGACUCGGACGAGGCCGUUGGGUCAGGCAGGGGAGGAGGGGCGGGCCAGCCCGACCGCUCAUGGGCCGGAAUGCUCCCUGAGCUACUGGCAGAGAUCAUACAGCGUGUGGAGAGGAGUGAUGGCGACCUCCGCCAAAACAUCGUUGCUUGCGCCUGCGUCUGCAAGAGGUGGAGACAGAUCACCAAAGAGAUCGUUCCUUCCCCUUCCCUCACCGGCAUAAUCACUUUCCCUUCUUGCCUCAAAAAGCCGGGACCACGUGAGCUGCCACAUCAAUGCCUUAUAAAACGGAACAAGAAGACAUCAACGUUUUACCUCUAUCUCUCCCUUACACCGUCAUUCACAGAUAAGGGAAAGUUUCUCUUGGCAGCACGAAAGUAUAGGAAUGGUGCUCACACUGAGUAUAUCAUUUCACUUGAUGCUGAUGACCUAUCUCAAGGAAGUAAUGCUUAUGUUGGAAAGUUAAGUUCGGACUUUCUUGGCACGAAUUUUGCAAUUUAUGACAGCCAACCACCACACAGUGGCGCAAAACCCUCAAUUAGCAGAGGCAGCCGUCGUUUUGCAAGCAAACAAAUUAGUCCCCAAGUUCCAGCUGGGAAUUUUGAGGUUGGGCAGGUCUCUUAUAAGUUCAACAUUUUGAAACCUAGAGGACCAAGGAGAAUGGUUUGUUCGCUGAAGUGUUCAUCGCAGGGAGAAACUGCUUAUGACAGGUCUCUGAGUCUGGGCAAAUGCAAUGUGAAGAAACUUGAAUCUGCUGGUUCUGGAUGUACAAUUUUGAGGAACAAAGCUCCAAGGUGGCACGAACAUUUGCAGUGCUGGUGUUUGAAUUUCCAUGGCCGGGUGACAGUAGCAUCGGUGAAGAAUUUUCAACUGGUUGCAAUAGCAGAUCAGAGUCAGCCAGGAGGAAAAGGAGAUGAGGAAACAGUUCUCCUUCAGUUUGGGAAGGUAGGGGACGAUACCUUCACCAUGGAUUACAGGCAGCCCUUGUCAGCUUUCCAGGCAUUUGCGAUUUGCCUAACUAGCUUUGGUACGAAACUGGCGUGCGAGUAAAAUAUAUUCUGCUGUAUUUAUGUUUAUUUAAACAUGUGGUGCCGUGGACGUUGAAUUGUCUUCUGCUUUACACCGCUAUCUAUAGGUUUGAGUGGCUGGGGAGUUUGUGAUGUAAAUGUUGCUAUUUUAUGAUUAUGACAUGGCUUCCGCAGAAAUUAUUAUUAGCAAACAAACCUAGUGUCAGCGAGCAUGUUGGUUUUUCUAAUCCACAUUGUAUAUUAUGCAAUAAUCAUUCGAGUUUGGAUUUA
Juglans regia (Persian walnut) is the source of this 1497-nucleotide messenger RNA. Its product is annotated as tubby-like F-box protein 7. The record is from RefSeq and is a predicted model, not a curated record. Gene Ontology annotation, molecular function: protein binding. Lineage: Eukaryota; Viridiplantae; Streptophyta; Magnoliopsida; Fagales; Juglandaceae. The coding region runs from base 125 to 1249 and encodes 374 amino acids. The transcript has 4 exons.